This is a messenger RNA of Saccharomyces kudriavzevii IFO 1802, 3111 nucleotides long. It is a transcript of the gene ALY2, whose product is annotated as Aly2p. Gene Ontology annotation, biological process: ubiquitin-dependent endocytosis. NCBI's taxonomy places the organism in Eukaryota, Fungi, Ascomycota, Saccharomycetes, Saccharomycetales, Saccharomycetaceae. Gene Ontology annotation, cellular component: cytoplasm; cytosol. Gene Ontology annotation, molecular function: ubiquitin protein ligase binding; protein-macromolecule adaptor activity. Bases 1 to 3111 code for a protein of 1036 amino acids. The record is from RefSeq and is a predicted model, not a curated record. The transcript has a single exon.
AUGCCCACGGAACAGUCUAUCUCAUCGCCAUUGUUUCCAAUGGAAAAGGAUAUCGAUGUUCCCCUAGAUGCUACACCUCUGGCGCAGAGUUCGUCGUUACAGCUUUUUAUUCACCUGGCUGAACCAGUCGUUUUCCUUCAAGGGUUUGACCCUCAGAGGACGGAAUAUCCCUCAGUUGUCCUUCGGGGUUGUUUAGUGGUUAGGAUACUGAAGCCCACAAAGCUCAAAAGCAUAAAUCUGUCAUUCAAAGGGUAUUCUAGAACAGAAUGGCCUGAAGGUAUCCCACCCAAAAGACAGGAGUUUGUAGAGAUUAAAGAUAUUGUAGAUCAUACGUGGGCUUUAUAUCCGACAACGGAGCAGAAAGGCAAGAAAAGGAUCUGUGCUUCCAAUUCACCCAAUAAUUUUUUGAUGAAGGAAAGUGGUGCUUCCCUUUAUAGAACGCUAUCUGAAAAUGAACCCUUAACCAGCAGGAAAGCAUCCAUAUCAGGUUUAUCUUCCUUGAACUUAUCUCCUCUAGGUACACCGGGAAAUUCCUCCGUCAAUGUCAGAGAUAGGGAAAGUAGACAGAGAUCUAGAUCUUCCUCUGUCACCUCUGCCACAGCUCCUUCGAGAAAUUUAUCUCCAAUAAACUUAUUGAAAAGAGCCACGUCUCCUUCCGUAUCUCAUCAUAAUUACAAACCUACUACCACGUCUAUCUUUUCAGACCUGUUAAAUAACACUUUUACCCAUAAUGACUCAACAUUGCAUCAUAAUCAUUACACACCCGCCAGCAACGGUCAUCUAACAAUGGCAAGCAAUAAUUACACCAGCGGGCCUGGUGGAGAUUCUUUCGUCUUCCAACCAGGUGACUAUGUUUACACGUUCGAAGAAUUAAUUCCUCAAGAGUACCCAGAAUCGAUUAGAGCUGAUUUUGGGUUUGUAGAGUACUUCUUAUUUGCCAGUAUAGAAAGAUUUGGUGCCUUCAAAUCAAACGUCAGUGGACGUCAGGUAGUGAACAUAGUGCGGACCCAGGCCCAUAAUUCCGUGGAAGAAAGUGAACCAAUUAUCAUAUCGAGAGAUUGGGAAAAUCAGUUAUACUAUGACAUCGUCAUAGCUUCCAAAGAUAUUAUCUUAGAUGCAUUCUUACCUAUCACGUUUAAAUUUGCUCCACUUGAUAAAGUCACACUGCAUAGAAUCAGAAUAUAUGUGACAGAAACAAUGGAAUAUUACUGUAGGGACAAAAAAGUUCAUAGGAUGGAGCCCACUAAGAAAUUUUUGUUGACGGAACAAAAGGGCCCCAAACUAUUGAACUUACCCAGCGAUGCAAAUGCUUCGAAAGCCAAAAAUAUGGGGAACUUAUUGGAGGACCCAAAAAAUGGUGAUUUAGUUAACAAAGAGUAUGAAUACCAAAUUUUCGUUCCAAGUCGUUUCAACAACCACCAACAGUUACAUCCAGACACUUCGUAUGAAAACAUCAAAGCAAACCAUUGGAUCAAAAUCUGUCUGAGAUUAUCUAGAGUAGUGGAUAACAAGAGAAAGCAUUACGAAAUCAGUAUCGAUUCUCCGAUCCAUGUUUUGCACAGAUUAUGCUCACAUGCGAAUACUCUUCUACCAAGCUAUGAUGGACAUACUACGAUUGCACCAAAAGAGAUGGACCCCUCCAUUUCUUCAAUAUUGGAAUCGUCGGAGGAUAAUGCAAACCUGUACCAUAAUUCCAACAUUUUCUUUCCCAAAGAAAUUCUUUCAUCACCAGUUCUUUCGCCCAACGUUCAACCUUUAGACAUUUUGAUCCCACAUUUACCGUCCACUUCUUUGACCAGGAACUCCAGGCAGUUUAGUAGAAAUUCAAAAUUGCAUUCGAAGGAUAAUGCUGUUUUCAAUUCCGUUAAACUAAAGUCAAAUAUAUAUCAACCGGAGACCUUGCAAAGAGAGCUAGCAUCUCCUCAAGCGAUCCCACUUUCCCCAAUAACAUCACCAAUGUCAAAUAUGGAAAUGCCACCGCCAGAUUUUGAUUUUUCCUCUGAUUUCAUAUCUGAUGCAUUGUCCGGAACUACUACUACCGAAGCAUCCUCGUCAGAGUCGAGUAUCUUACCAAAAGAUCCACCAUCUUAUAAGGAUACUGUGUUGCAUGACAAUAAUCAAAAGAGGAAACCAAAUUCCAAACAUACAACCUUGAAAGCCUCUCACUCUAGUAGACAUCCGGAUAAUGGUACUGCCGAAAGCAUGAUACAAGAAGAAUCUACGUCAAUGACAGAAGAAAAAAAACAUAAAAAUGACGCUAUUCUUAAGAAGAGAGGAAGCAGGGACCUAAAAAACUUGGCAAUGCCACAACACGAGGAAAGUAAGAUUUCUACACCCAAUAAAAAUCAGAGUAAGGAAAGGGACAGGAAAAGAGUAUUAAGUUUACCUCCAUUACAUAGCUCACCAAAUAACAGCAGCUUUGCACAUUCUACUUUAGGAAAUCUUAGCAAUGAAUCAUUACGAUCGUUGAAUAGAAGAGAAAGUGUUCAAGACAAUUUACCGUCCACGGUAAGGAACGACAAUCCUUUUUUCACUGAUUUAAACCAAAUCUUGAUAGAUGAUGAACUGAAAAAUCAUGAUAAAAACGAACUGAAUCGAAAUCCUACGAAUACCUCGAGCACACCUGCCUCGGCUAGAUCCUCUUUUGAUUACUCGGGGAUAAAUAUUAGUAAGGACAAGUUAACUAUGGAACCUUUACUGAGCAAAACAGAAACGUUGCCUAAUAAAAUCAAUGAUAACUCCUUUCUAAGGUCUAAUGAUUCCUAUGUUGAUUUAUUUGAUCAAUCGACAGAUACCACGGUUGAUAUCACGGCACCGUAUGCGAGGAAUUCCUCCGCAUGGCAUCCUUCGCAGGACAAUAAUGACAAUAAUCCUUUUUUUCCGCUUUUAGGGGGUAACGAGAACUUUUUGAAUGCGAUUAGUGCACAAAAUUUUACUGAAUCAGAUCAUAAUAACGAUAUUACUACACAGGGUUCAGGAUUAACGGAAAGCUCUAGAAAUUCAGAUUCUGAGGAAAGGUUUGCCUCAAGACUUUCUUCACCGGAAAAGUUGCUGGUUAAUACUCUGGAUAAUGAAUCCGGGCUACAAAGUAUAAAUGAUAGUACGUUCUAG